UGCUGCUUACGGCUCUCUGAUCUCUCUUAGCUUGUUUUCUAGCUAGCGAUCUAAUGCUAACAACAUGAAACAGUGUUGAGAAAACACGACAUGUUCAGAAGAAAUGUUCCAAGCUUGCCACACAAUCGUAUUUUAUUGCCUGCCCCAAGACUGUAAGCUAACAAACGUUAUUCCCGCAUUUGUUCAUCUGAUUGUUUUUGUGACUGCAGUGCACUUGUAGCUAGCUAGCAUAACGUUACUGACUUGACAAUUCACAGCAAGCAACAGGUGAGUAACGUUAUUGUUGCUAGAUAGUGAAUUAUGCUGGCUUUGUAACUGUCUAUGAUUUAGCUAGUUACGUUUCGGGAAGCUUGUGCCGUGGCAUAAAAUAUGGGCAACAAGCGAGCUAGUUCUGACUAGUUAACGUUAGUUUGUAUGUAACGUUACUGUACGGAGAAAAGGGCCCAGUUUUUAAAAAGUUGCUGUAUCUAUCUUGGUUUCGCCUAUCGGAUAGGAUUAAAUGCAUAGAAAUAGAACGCGAUUACCCAUUCAAAUCAACUAUUCGUCAGUUAAAUUCAUAACUAUGCGUUUUAAUCGAAAGCGAGAUGUUUUAGGCUUGGUUAUAGUAAAACACGCCAAUUCUGGUCAUUAUUUUGACAGUUCGUUUUGGAAAAGUUACAUAUUUUAGUAGUACAUCUAGCUCUUUUUACCCCUAGCUGUUCAACUCUACCAUUGAAAUCGUGAUGUAGAGACACGAAAAGGUGCCUACGUCAUCUCAAGGGAGGGGUUCGGUAUGAAAUACACACCUUCUACUGCCGCGUUCAAAACUACUGAGAACUCGGGGAAAAAAACGAACUCCGAAUGGGAAAAAUCGUUGUGAACCGUCAUCCAACUCGGAAUUCCAACUCGACUUUCCGACCUGAAGAUCACUGACUUCAUGUUUUGACCUCGUAUUUUUCCGAGUUCCCAGUUGUUUUGAACGCGGCAUACAUGUGCUGGAUGGUACCAGCUCAAGGCUUACUAUAAAAUCAGGCGACGACGCGCCUUAUUUGGCAAUGGUCUUGGUAGGUGGAGUGUGCCAAUAUAGCACGCUAGAUGGCUAAUUAGCACAGGCGGUUACCUCUGUCUUCCGAAAAAAACAAAAAACAUUAAUAAUUAAAUAACCUCUGUCUUCCGUAAACAAACGCUGUAUUAAAGGUUUGUAGUAAUUUAACCUUUUGUUUUUUGAAAAUUAUUUCUCGCAAAUAUGAAAGAUACGUUCCUUAUGUUUCCUAAACCGUACCGCAUUUGUUAACAUUUAGCUCAAGCAAAAGUCCCCCAGGAAGAAGAUGCCUUCAUCAGUAGGCCUAAAAGUUUUCUGAACCAAAAUAUAAAUGCAACAAUUUCAAGAUUUUACUGCGUUACAAUUCAUAUAAGAAAAUCAGUCAAUUUAAAUAAAUUCAUUAGGCCCUAAUCUAUGGAUUUCACAUGAUUGGGCAGGGGCACAUUCUGAUUGGCUGGGCUUGUCUCCCCAGUGGGUGGGCCUAUGCCCUCCCAGGCCCAUGCCCUCCCAGGCCCACCCACUGGGGAGACAAGUCCAGCCAAUCAGAAUUAGUUUUUCCCCCACAAAAGGGCUUUAUUACAGACAGAAAUACUUCUCAGUUUCAUCAGUUGUCUGGGUGGCUGGUCUCAGAUGAUCCCUUAGGUAAAGAAGCCGGAUGUGGAGGUCCUGGGCUGGCGUUGUUAUAUGUGGUCUGCAGUUUUUAGUCCGGUUGGACGUACUGACAAAUUCUCUAAAAUGAUGUUGGAGGUGGCUUAUGGUACAGAAAUGAACAUUCAAUUCUCUGGCAACCGUUCUGGUGGACAUUCCUGCAGUCAGCAUGCGAUUUGCACGCUCCCUCAAAACCUGAGGCAUUGUGUGGCAUUGUGUUGUGUGACAAAACUGCACAUUUUAGAGUGGGCUUUUAUUGUCCCCAGCACAAGGUGCACCUGUGUAAUGAUCAUGUUGUUUAAUCAGCAUCUUGAUAUGCCAGACCUGUCAGGUGGAUGGAUUAUCUUGGCAAAGCAGAAAUGCUCACUAACAGGGAUGUAAACACAUUUAGGCAGAACAUUUGAGAGAAAUUUCUGGGAUCUUUUAUUCCAGCUCAUGAAACAUGGGACCAACACUUUACAUGUUGCGUUUAUAAUUUUGUUAGAGAAUGAAGAAAGUAUCGCCAAGAACAGGAAAAACCUAUGUCGGUGGUUUGUAUGGGGCUUUCCUGUAACGGCCAGUAAUGGACACCAAAAUCUGGUUAUAUCACAUUAUCUGCCAUACAAUCUGUAGCUAGUGAAAAACAUUACACCUGGGGUGCGUUCAGUAUGACAGAAUGGUGUUCAAAGUUUAAUUCAACAGAAACAAUACUAUACUGAACGACCAGGAGUUUAGCAAUUUCAAAUGGCCACACCUCGCCACACCCACCAAAUGGGAGCAAAUGUACCUCAAAGGCCGUUGAAGAACGGUGCGCACCAUUUUGGGGAAAUGUGUCAUUCAGUACUAUAAUAAUAAAUAAUAAUAUGCCAUUUAGCAGAUGCUUUUAUCCAAAGCGACUUACAGUCAUGCGUGCAUAAAUUUUUACGUAUGGGUGGUCCCGGGGAUCGAACCCACUACGCUGGCGUUACAAGCGCCAUGCUCUACCAAUUGAGCUACAAAGGACCACAAACUGUCACACAACGUAGCGUUAAAUCGAACUGAGGGCAGCCCAGGGGUGUAUUCAUUAGUAUUAGGGUUAGUGUAUUCAUUAGUCGGACACUUGCAAAACGUUUUGCACCACAACAAAACUAUUUGCAAUGGAAACCUAUUCUAUUGGACAAAUUGGGGUAGGUUCUUCCAUUUUUCGUUUCCUUUUCUUCUGUUUGCUUCCAAUGGUUCCGAUUGGAUCCUAGUGAAUACACCCCUGAUGUAACUAAUUUGAGUUAGAAAUUACCUGUAUGAUAUUACAAUGCUGAUAAGCUGUUGCACUUUCAAAUUAAUUUUAUAUUGAUUUAAUCGUUUUGUAUUACCUCUUUUACUAUUUGCCAUACAUAGAGAUUUGUGAUGUAGCUACCAGUUGGUGGGAGUUGGCAACAAUCAAGCUAUGGAAGAUGAUUCCCCGACUCUGAAACCCAGGCGCAUCCAGAACCAGAAUGUGGUCCAUCGACUGGAGCGGCGACGGAUCUUCUCUGGCCGGGCUGCAGCCCACUGGUACCGUGUGCGCUGCUUCCACCAGAACCUUUUCCCCAACUUCACUGUGGUAAAUGUAGAGAAGCCUCCCUGCUUCCUCCGCAAGUUCUCCCCAGAUGGACGCUGCUUCAUAGCCUUCUCCUCUGACCAGACCUCCCUGGAGAUCUAUGAGUACCAGGGCUGUCAGGCAGCUGAGGAUCUGCUGCUUGGGCAGGAUGGGGAAACCCUGGCCAACGGCAAUGACCAGCGCUCCCUCAACAUCCGUGGCCGCCUCUUUGAGCGCUUCUUUUCCCUCCUGCACGUCACUAAUGUGGCCUCCAAUGGAGAGCACCUGAACCGAGAGUGCAGCCUGUUUACUGAUGACUGUCGCUAUGUGAUCGUGGGCUCAGCAGUCUACGUGCCUGAGGAGCCCUCUCCACACUUCUUUGAGGUGUACCGCAACAAUGAGUCUGUGACUCCCAACCCCCGCUCUCCUCUGGAGGACUACUCACUGCACAUCAUUGACCUGCACACUGGGCGGCUUUGUGACACCAGGUCCUUCAAGUGUGACAAGAUCAUCCUCUCGCACAACCAGGGACUUUACCUCUACCGAAACAUACUGGCUGUUCUUUCUGUUCAGCAGCAGACAAUCCAUGUCUUUCAGGUGUAUAUCUCAGCCUGCCACAUCAUCUGUACCCUAUGCUUACCUGGUAGUGAGAUUAUAACAUUAAACCAUCCUGAUUGAAUGUUUUUAUGAAAUUAAAUGAAUGUUUUUAUAGUGCUAAUGUCAUCCUGUAGGUGACAUCAGAGGGGUUGUUUCUGGACGUGCGGACCAUCGGUCGGUUCUGCUACGAGGACGACCUCCUGACUCUGUCUGCGGUGUAUACUGAGGCCCAGGCUGAGGGCCAGCCAGGCUUCUCCCGCCUCUACAAGGAGAAGACCAUCAACUCCCUGAAGCACAGACUACUAGUCUACCUGUGGAGACGGGCUGAGCAGGACGGCAGCGCCACCGCCAAGCGACGCUUCUUCCAGUUCUUUGACCAGCUGAGACAGCUGAGGAUGUGGAAGAUGCAGCUGCUGGAUGAGCACCACCUCUUCAUUAAAUACACCAGCGAGGAUGUGGUCACCCUGCGAGUCACUGACCCCUCCCAGGUACACCUAAUUAAGGAUCUCUAGUGGUAAUUUGCAACCAAAUUAUUUUAGGCAGGGGAGAACAGAGCUAUGCGGGGGGGGGCCUGUCCCACCUGUAUAAUGGUAGGUGAAACGGUGGAAAGCACUAUCUGGAAAUCCACUGUCUGCGAUUGUUUGAAUUAGUUAUUCUAUAUCCUACAUUAGGGGACUGUGGAUUAGUAACAAAAUCAAAUCAAAUUGUAUUUGUCACAUGCGCCGAAUACAACUGGUGUAGACUUAACUGUGAAAUGCUUGCUUACAACCUUCCCAACGAUUAAGAGUUUUUAAAAAAUGGUAACACGAAGAAUAAAAUAAAAACACAAGAAUGGAGCUAUAUAAAUCAAAUCAAAUUUUAUUUGUCACAUACACGUGUUUAGCAGAUGUUAUUGCUGGUGUUGGGAAGUGCACCCUCUGCUGUUUCCUGAAGUCCACGAUCAUCUCCUUUGUUUUGUUGAUGUUGAGUGAGAGGUUAUUUUCCUGGCACCACACUCCCAGAGCCCUCACCUCCUCCCUGUAAGCAGUCUCUUCAUUGUUGGGAAUCAAGCCUACUACUGUUGUGUCGUCUGCAAACUUGAUGAUUGAGUUGGAGGCGUGCUUGGCAACACAGUCAUGGGUGAACAGGGAGUACAGGAGUGGGCUGAGCAUGCACCCUUGUGGGGCCCCAGUGUUGAGGAUCAGCGAAGUGGAGGUGUUGUUUCCUACCUUCACCACCUGGGGGCGGCCCGUCAGGAAGUACAGGACCCAGUUGCACAGGGCGGGGUUCAGACCCAGGGCCUCAAGCUUAAUGAUGAGCUUGGAGGGUACUAUGGUGUUGAAUGCUGAGCUAUACUCAAUGAGCAGCAUUCUUACAUAGGUAUUCUUGUCCAGAUGGGAUAGGGCAGAGUGAUGGCGAUUGCAUCGUCUGUGGAUCUAUUGGGGCGGUAAGCAAAUUGAAGUGGGUCUAGGGUGGCAGGUAAGGUAGAGGUGAUAUGAUCCUUGACUAGUCUCUCAAAGCACUUCAUUAUGACAGAGGUGAGUGCUACAGGGCGAUAGUCGUUUAGUUCAGGUACCUUUGCUUUCUUGGGUACAGGAACAAUGGUGGCCAUCUUGAAUCAUAUGGGGACAGCAGACUGGGAUAGGGAGAGAUUGAAUAUAUCCAUGAACACACCAGCCAGCUGGUCUGUGCAUGCUCUGAGGACGCGGCUAGGGUGCCGUCUGGGCGGCAGCCUUGCGAGGGUUAACACGUUUAAAUGUUUUACUCAUGUCUGCCACGGAGAUGGAGAGCCCACAGUCCUUGGUAGACGGCCGUGUCGGUGGCACUGUGUUAUCCUCAAAGCGGGCGAAGAAGGUGUUUAGCUUGUCCGGAAGCAAGAUGUUGGUCUUGGCGACGUGGCUGGUUUUCCUUUUGUAGUCCGUGAUUGUCUGUAGACCCUGCCACAUACGUCUCGUGUCUGAGCCGUUGAAUUGCGACUCCACUUUGUCUCUAUACUGACGUUUUGCUUGUUUGAUUGCCUUGCGGAGUGAAUAACUACACUGUUUGUAUUCGGCCAUAUUCCCAGUCACCUUGCCAUGGUUAAAUGCGGUGGUUGGCGCUUUCAGUUUCGCGCGAAUGCUGCCAUCUAUCCACGGUUUCUGGUUAGGGUAGGUUUUAAUAGUCACAGUGGGUACGACAUCUCCUAUACACUUCCUGAUAUACUCAAUUACCGUAUCGGUGUAUUCGUCUAAAUUAUUUUCGCAAGCUACCCGGAACAUAUCCCAGUCCGCGUGAUCAAAACAAUCCUGAAGCGUGGAUUCCGAUUGGUCAGACCAGCGUUGAAUAGUCCUUAGCACGGGUACUUCUUGUUUUUUUGGGUUUCUGCAUAUAGGAAGGGAGAAGCAAAAUGCAGUCGUGGUCAGAUUUGCCGAAAGAAGGGCGGGGGAGGGCCUUGUAAGCAUCGCGGAAGUUUGAAUAACAGUGGUCCAGUGUUUUAGCAGCGCGAGUACUACAGUCGAUCUGUUGAUAGAACUUUGGCAGCCUAGUCCUCAAAUUUGCAUUGUUAAAAUCCCCAGCUACAAUAAAUGCAGCCUCAGGAUAUGUGGUUUCUAGUUUGCAUAAGGUCCAGUGAAGUUCUUUGAGGGCCGUUGUGGUAUCGGCCAUGGCUAUAACGGAGGAAAAUUCUCUUGGGAGAUAAUACGGUCUGCAUUUGAUUGUGAGGUAUUCUAGGUCGGGUGAACAAAAGGACUUAAGUUCCUGUAUGCUACUACAAUUACACCAUAAGUUGUUAAUCAUGAAACAUACACCUCCGCCCUUCUGCUUCCCGGAGAGAUAUUUAUUCCUAUCUGCGCGAUGAACUGAGAAUCCCUCUGGCUGGACCGAUUCCGACAGAGCCAUGUUUCCGUGAAACAAAGUAUGUUACAAGCCCUGAUGUCUCUCUGGAAAUAAAUCCUUGCUCUGAGCUCAUCAACUUUGUUAUCCAAAGACUGAACAUUAGCGAGUAAUAUACUCUGAAGCGGUGGGUGGUGUGUGCGCCUCCUAAGUCGAACCAGCAGGCUGCCUCGAGUGCCUCUCCUCCACCGGCGACGUUUUGGGUCGGCCUCUGGAAUCAAUUCAAUUGCUCUGGGGAGCGCAAACAAAGGAUCUGCUUCAGGGAAGUCGUAUUCCUGGUCGUAAUGCUGGUAGUUCUAGUGAGUUACCGCCGCACUGAUAUCCAGUAGUUCUUCCUGGCUGUAUGUAAUGACACAAAAUAUUUCCUGAGCUAAUAAUGUAAAAAAUAAUACAUAAAAAAACAAAAUAACGUAAAGUUUCCUAAGAGCUAGUCGCGAGCCAGUCGCGAGGCCGCCAUCUUCUGUUUAUAUACAGGAAGUACCAGUACCGGAUCAAUGUGCAGUACGAGGUACAACGUAUUUGAGGUAGAUAUGUACAUGAAGGCAGGGUAAAGUGACUAGGCAUCAGGAUAGAUAAUAAUAAGAGUAAAAUAAAGAACAGCGUAGCAGCAGCAAAAUAUGAGUGUAAAAGUGUGUGUGUAAUGUGUAUGUGUGUUGUCGGUAUGCAUUUGUGUUAUGUGUGUGUAUGUGCGUAUGUAGGGAAUGUGUGUGGGAGUGUCAAUGUAGUGUGUGAGUGAGUGUGUGUGUAUGAUGUGUGUGUGUGUGUGUAUAUAUAUAUAUAUAUAUAUAUAUAUAUAUAUAUAUAUAUAUAUAUAUAUAUAUAUAUAUAUAUAUAUAUAUAUGUCUAGUGAGUGUGCGUAGGGUCAGUGCAGAUAGUUUGGGGACCAUUAAUUGACGAUUUAGCAGUCUUAUGUUUUGGGGGUAGAAACUGUCUCGGAGCCUGUUGGUCCGAGAGCCGAUGCUCCAGUACCGUUUGCCGGACGGCAGCAGAGUGAACAGUCUAUGGCUUGGGUGGCUGGAGUCUUUGGCAAUUUUUGAUAUAGAGGUUCUGGAUGGCAGGGAGCUUGGCCCCAGUGAUGUACUGGGCUGUCCGCACCAUCCUCUGUAGCGCUUUGCGGUUAAGGGUGGUACAUUUGCCAUACCAAGCGGUGAUGCAGCCAGUUAAGAUGCUCUCAAUGGUGCAGUUGUAGAACUUUUUGAGGAUCCGAGGGCCCAUGACCAAUCUUUUCAGCCUCCUUAGGGGGAAGAGGCGCUGCCGUGCCCUCUUCACGACAGUGUGGGUGUGUGUGGACCAUGUUAAGUCCUUAGUGAUGUGGACGCCAAGGAACUUGAUGCUAAUGUUCCAUCUAAGCUACGCGCGUGCGCGCAGUAGCCCUGAGACUGCCGCGCAGUUCCCCUGGGACUGCCGCACAGAAGAAAUACUGUAUCAUCCCACGGAGAGAAGAAUGAGAUUGAACUUCACACAACUUUCUAGAAUUUUCCCUCUUAGGUAACACUAUCAGCGGUUCCCUUUACUGUGGCAAUUGUGAUCGAAUCGACGCAAUAUUAGUCACUUUCAAUGCAACAUACUGAAACAAAACAAACUAUGCAAGAGAUUUUGUUGUAGGCAGAACACAUCGUAGUAGGAUUCUAUUGCAUUGACACGCACUACUCUACACAGACCGGUGCGGCAUAACCAAUCAGAGCUGCAGUAGGUCUAUAUGCAAAUAGACCAUUGCCAUAUAUGGAUCUGUGCCAUUUACUUUGAUCUGGACUCUCUUUACGGCUGUGGUCGUGAGAAGAUAUGCUUGUUUUGAGAUCAAAGCGAGAGCUGCAUGUAGCCAUAUGUGCACAUUUUGUUCAUGUCCUCUGCUAGUUAGUGAGUUAUUAGCCCAGUUAUAGAUCAUUUGUAGUCAGCAAUAGGUGAGUGAUUGCUUCCUACAAGAGCACAAAACGUGUACAUUUCUAGACAUCUUGGAAAAGUGAGUCAGGUAAAGAGCUUUUUUUCCGUGUUAAAGGGGCAGUGUUGUAUUUUGAGACGGGCUUGAAUAAGCUAAGUAGCCAAUAGGCAGAGGGUAGCAUAAUUUGUCUGAUUCUCUGUAAUAAUGGUAUGCGAAUAAUAAUGAAUUUUAUUUUGUAAAGUGGUUUCUUGCAUCAAACAACACAACACCAUUUUCAGUCACCUCCUUGUCUGAAGGACAAGUGGAUACAUUUGACAUUUUAGUCAUUUAGCAGACGCUCUUAUCCAGAGCGACUUACAGUUAGUGAGUGCAUACAUUUUUCAUACUGGCCCCCCGUGGGAAUUGAACCCACAACCCUGGCGUUGCAAGCGCCAUACUCUACCAACUGAGCUACAGGAGGCCUACAGGUUAAUGUAAAGCCCUGCAUGUUUUUUUCAAAAGUCUCAUGGAAUGGAGUCCUACUCAAUGAUAGAACAGGUAUUUCCAUGUUAAAAUGUUUUGGGAUGCAUUUUCUCUAUUGUUUUUGAUGGUAGACCACUCUGGUAGGCCUACAUUAUGAUCAAAUAGCCACAGUACCCUACUUGGCCACUUAUAAAACUGUAACUUAAAGUGGGUACAGCCUCAGUAUUCACAGUAAACGUGAAUCUUCAAAAUGCUCAAGUUUUGCAGACAUGAAAUUUGAUCAGGGCCGAAAAAAUGGAGGGAACAUUGCUUGACACUCUUGACCCGCUCCACAACAGCCCCGUCAAUGUGGAAGGGGGAUACUUUCUCCUAUAGUCCACGAUCAGCUACUUGGUCUUACUCACGUUGAGGGAGAGGUUGUUGUCCUGGCAUUACACUGCUAAGUCUCUGACCUCCUCCCUGUAGGCUGACUCCUCGCCUUCGGUGACCAGUCCUACCACAGUCAUGUCGUCAGCAAACUUGAUGACUAAGCACACACCCCUGACGCGGCCCCGUGUUGACGUGGCAGAGGUGUUGUUGCCUACCCUCACCACCUGGGGCCGGCCCGUCGAAGUCCAGGGCGCCUCAUUUAUCAAUCAUGCGUAGGCACAAAUCUGUGCGGAAACUAUUUGUGGGAUCAUUUCCACGCAAAGUGUGAGAUUUUUCAAUAUGAACGUUGGCUUGAGUGUGUGUAAAUUUACGCACAGUACCAAGUUGUGGAAUAAGGGAACUGCUUAUCAAGUGUAGAGUGGGGAAAAUAUACAGUACCAGUCAAAAGUUUGGACACACCUACUCAUUCCAGGGUUUUUCUUAAUUUUUACUAUUUUCCACAUUGUAGAAUAAUAGUGAAGACAUCAAAACUAUGAAACCAAAAAAGUGUUAAACAAAUCAAAAUAUAUUUUAUAUUUGAGAUUCUUCAAAGUAGCCACCCUUUGCCUUGAUGACAGCAUUGCACACUCUUGGCAUUCUCUCAACCAGCUUCAUGAGGUAGUCACCUGGAAUGCAUUUCAAUUAAAAGGUGUGCCUUGUUCAUUUGUGGAAUUUCUUUCCUUAAUGCAUUUGAGCCAAUCAGUUGUGUUGUGACAAGGUAGGGUUGGUAUACAGAAGAUAGCCCUAUUUGGUAAAAGACCAAGUCCAUAUUAUGGCAAGAACAGCUCAAAUAAGCAAAGAGAAAUGACAGUCCAUCAUUACUUUAAGACAUGAAUGUCAGUCAAUCCGUAAAAUUUCAAGAACUUUGUUAGUGAGUGUCUGGAGUCUGGAGACCAAAUUGGAGAUUUUUGGUUCAAACCGCUGUGUCUUUGUGAGACGUGGUGUGGGUGAACGGAUGAUCUCUGCAUCUGUAGUUCCCACCAUAAAGCAUGGAGGAGGUGUUAUGGUGUAGGGGUGAUUUGCUGGUGACACUGUCUGUGAUUUAUUUAGAAUUCAAGGCACACUUAACCAUCAUGGCUAGCACAGCAUUCUGCAGCGAUACGCCAUCCCAUCUGGUUUGGGCUUAGGGGGACUAUCAUUUGUUUUUCAACAGGACAAUGACCUAACACACCUCCAGGCUGUGUAAGGGCUAUUUUACCAAGAAGGAGAGUGAUGGAGUGCUGCAUCAGAUGACCUGGCCUCCAAAAUCCCCCGACCUCAACUCAAUUGAGAUGGUUUGGUAUGAGUCGGACUGCAGAGUGAAGGAAAAGCAGCCAACAAGUGCUCAGCAUAUGUGGGAACUCCUUCAAGACUGUUGGAAAAGCAUUCCAGGUGAAGCUGGUUGAGAGAAUGCCAAGAGUGUGCAAAGCUGUCAUCAAGGCAAAAGGUGGCUAUUUGAAGAAUCUAGAAUAUAAAAUAUAUUUUGAUUUGUUUAGCACUUUUUUGGUUACUACAUGAUUCCAUAUGUGUUAUUUAAUAGUUUUGAUGUGUUCACUAUUAUUCUACAAUGUAAAAAUAAAGAAAAACCCUUGAAUGAGUAGUUGUGUCCAAACUUUUGACUGGUACUGUAGUUAUUUCCCCUCUUGUCCAGGUGGGAGAGGGCAAUUGCGGUGGGUCUGGGAUGAUGGUGUUGAUGUGUGUCAUGACCAGCCUUUCAAAGCACUUCAUAAUUACAGAUGUGAGUGGUACAGGGUGAUAGUCAUUUAGGCAGGUUACCUUGGAGCUCUUGGGAACAGGGACAAUGGUGGUCAGUUUGAAACAUGUUGGGAUUACAGACUUGGACAAGGAGAGAUUGAAAAUGUCUGUGAAGACACUUGCCGGCUGGUCAGCGCAUGCUUUUAGAACGCACCCUGGUAUUCCGUCUGGCCCAGCGGCCUUGUGAUUGUUAACCUGUUUAAACUAUUUGCUCACAUCGGCCAUGGAGAGCUGGAUCACACAGUCAUCCGGAAAAACUUGGGCUUUCACGCAAGGCAGUGUUGUAUUCCUCAAAGAGAGCAUAAAAGGCAUUUGGCUCGUUUGAGAGUUCUGCAUCGCUGGGCAACUCGCUGGGCAACUCCCUUUGUCAUCUGUUAUCGUCUGCAAGCCCUGCCACAUACGACGAGCAUCUGAGCCACUGUAAUAGGAUUCCACCUUCCUCCUAUACUGUAGGUUGGGGCAAAUGCUCAUUCCCUAUUGCUUAGAAAACUUCUUCUGAUUUGAAAUAUUGAUUCUGUCUCAGAGUGCACCUAUAUUUCAAAUAUGAUUUGUUGCUGAUGCGUUAGUGCAUGUCCUUUACAUUCUUACCUUCAUAUCUGUCUGCUCUUCUCUCAGCCCUCAUUCUUUGUAGUGUACAACAUGGUGUCGACAGAGGUGUUGGCGGUCUUUGAGAACACUUCUGACAAACUUCUGGAGCUGUUUGAGAACUUCUGUGACCUGUUCCGGAACGCUACGCUCCACAGCGAAGCUGUUCAGUUCCCCUGCUCAGCCUCCAGCAACAACUUUGCAUGGCAGGUCCAGAGAAGGUAUUGUUGGUCGGGGAGGGAGGCUUACCACAGGGCUAACAUGAAAAGAACUGCAUACAGUGUGGCACAAUCCAAAGGCUAGUAAAUUGAACCAAUUUAGAGAAAUUAGCGCCUAAAAACAGUGUUUUGUCAAAUUCUGAGAAUGUCCGAAUAUUCCUUAAAAAAAUUCUGCUAAGUGACUCAGAAAUUACACCUUUUUUGUUCCAUUGACAGUGUGAAUUCCUACUGCUUAUGCUCCCUCCUGGUCAGGUUCAAAGACACCAUAGUGAAUGCAAAGUACGGCGGUCACACUGAGGCGGUGAGGAGGCUGCUGGGACAGCUACCCAUCAGUGCUCAGUCCUACAGCAGCAGCCCCUACCUGGAUCUUUCCCUCUUCAGUUACGACGACAAGUGGGUAUCUGUGAUGGAGCGGCCCAAAACAUGUGGAGACCACCCCAUCCGGUAACAUUGACUAGAUAAUGCAGGAUUUCUAAAAUGUGUUUUUCUGUCAAAUAAACAUGUGUGUUGUGCCCUGGUAAAUAUUACACUUAAUCAAUUUCUACCCUAAAACCGUCAAUUAAUAGAACAGGUGUUUAUUUGCUUCAACCGCUGAGCUGCCUUGGUGUCUGUUGCAGACAUCAAUCAUUCAGUGCGAGAUAGAGAUUCUCUUUGAUUCCACCGGAGCAGACUGGCAAAAUGAGUGAAUGCAUAAUUACACUUUUUUGACCAGGCGUGUAUUAAAGACGAGCAUUCAUUAUUAUGAGCUAAAAUGUGAAACGAUGCCCAGACAUUAUAAGAGCCCGGCACUGUGUUUUUAAUAGACGUUUUAUGGUAAUGGUAAGCUCUCUUGUUAUUGGAAGUUUUACAUUAGUUUGGAAAUGGAAACUACAUUAACUAAUACAUUAUGACAACUUUUGGUAUAUCUGUUCCUAGAUACCAAUUAUUAUUUUUUUGAUACUGCGAGAUUCUGGCAAUUAAGCCCUUCUACUUACCCAGAGUCAGAUGAACUCGUGGAUACCCUUUUUGACUCUGCGAGCAGUAUGAAGAAAGUUGGGUAGUUUUGCAAGCCAAUGCUAACUAGCAUUAGCGCAAUGACUGGAAGUCUAAAGGUACGCUAGCAUAUGCAAAAAUCUGAAAAUAUCUAAGAUAUCUUGCUUGUUACUGAAAAAAACCUAAUCUACUGUGUUUGCUGCAUUUUGGGGAUUCUCCAAUGCAUAUCCUAGCGUACCUGUAGACUUCCAGUCAUUGCGCUAAUGCUAGUUAGCUUUGCCUCGCAAAACUAUCUCCAACUUAAUUCAUACUGCAUGCAGAGACAUAAAAAUGGUUUCCAUGAUUUCAUUUGACUCUGGGUAAAUAUAGAAAUCUCACCAUAUCCCUUUAGACUUGCAUUUCAAAAAGCUCAGACUGUGUUUUUCUUAUUAACUGCAGAUUUUAUGCUCGGGACUCUGGAUUGCUGAAGUUCAAGAUCCAGGCAGGCCUGCUGGGCCGGCCCAUUAACCAUGCCGUCCGGCGGCUGGUGGCGUUCACAUUCCACCCCUUUGAGCCGUUCGCCAUCUCAGUACAGAGGACCAACGCUGAGUAUGUGGUGAAUUUCCACAUGCGGCAUGUCUGUGUAUGAGAGGAAGGCAGACCUGGAGAACUGUAGAGCAAACAGCGGCCAUUCUGCCUUUUCCUCUCCCCCUAGUGUGAAGAACACAAUAAGACUGGACUGUGGGAGGCACCAGUUGAAGUUGAAAUGGGGAGCUUGGGAUGGGUUGGUAUAGAUUCCUUACAGGACCAAAUAUGUUUAGGCUUUUCCAAAUCACCACAUACUUUUAUGUUUUUGGUCAAAUUUGAUUCUUAUACAUGUAUUUGUAUUUUUUGUUUUAUUUGUAUUUUAUUUCAAUAAGUGAUUUAAUCAUUGAUUGUGAUUUUUUAAAGGUUAUUAUGAAUAUUUUGCUACAGUAAAAGCUAUUUUCCAUAAUAUGCUUCGCUGAGUGGACCUAGUUAUUAGCCUGAUUGCCCCCCUUGUAUAGCCUCCCGAGUGGCGCAGUGGU
Coregonus sp. 'balchen' is the source of this 13954-nucleotide messenger RNA. NCBI's taxonomy places the organism in Eukaryota, Metazoa, Chordata, Actinopteri, Salmoniformes, Salmonidae. The record is from the annotation of a GenBank genome assembly.